Molecule: messenger RNA, 5520 nt
Organism: Chinchilla lanigera (long-tailed chinchilla)
Lineage: Eukaryota; Metazoa; Chordata; Mammalia; Rodentia; Chinchillidae
Gene: Cdc14b
Product: cell division cycle 14B
Exons: 18
Coding region: 91-2037 (648 amino acids)
Biological process (GO): cilium assembly; microtubule cytoskeleton organization; positive regulation of cytokinesis
Cellular component (GO): nucleolus; spindle pole; centrosome
Molecular function (GO): protein tyrosine/serine/threonine phosphatase activity; protein serine/threonine phosphatase activity
Source: RefSeq, a predicted model, not a curated record
ACGUCGUCGUCGUCGUCGGUGCGUGCGUGCGCGCGUGCGUGCGUCCCGCCUUGGGCCGGAUCGGCCCGGGAGCCCGGCAGUCCGGCGGGGAUGGCGGCGCCCGUCACGCGGCAGGUCCGCGCAGGCGCCGUGCCCGGCCCGGUCCCGACCGGCCCGGAGGGGCUGACCCUGGCGGCGGGCGUGGCCGAGCUUCCCGUGCUGGACGCGCGCGGGCGGCGGGUGCAGUUCGGGGCGCUGUUCCGGGAGCGCCGCGCCGUGGUGGUGUUUGUGCGGCAUUUCCUCUGCUACGUCUGCAAGGAGUACGUGGAAGACCUGGCCAAGAUCCCCAAGAGCUUCUUAGAGGAAGCAAAUGUCACCCUUAUAGUGAUUGGACAAUCAUCUUACCAUCAUAUUGAGCCAUUCUGCAAACUGACUGGAUAUUCCCAUGAAAUCUAUGUGGAUCCUGAGAGAGAAAUUUAUAAAAGAUUGGGAAUGAAAAGAGGUGAAGAAAUUUCCUUGUCAGGACAGAGUCCCCACGUCAAGUCAAACCUCCUCGCGGGAAGCCUGCGGAGCCUGUGGCGGGCAGUGACGGGCCCUCUCUUUGAUUUCCAAGGAGACCCAGCUCAGCAAGGCGGAACCCUCAUUUUGGGUCCAGAUCGCCUUUGUUUUGCCAUUCUCUACAGCAGACCAAAGAGUGCAUCAAAUGAACAUUAUUUCAGCAUAGAUAAUGAACUUGAAUAUGAGAACUUCUACGCAGAUUUUGGACCACUCAAUCUGGCAAUGGUUUACAGAUACUGUUGCAAGAUAAAUAAGAAACUAAAGUCCAUUACAAUGAUGAGGAAGAAAAUUAUUCAUUUCACUGGCUGUGAUCAAAGAAAACAAGCUAAUGCUGCUUUCCUUAUUGGCUGCUAUAUGGUUAUAUAUUUGGGGAGAACUCCAGAAGAAGCAUAUGGAGUAUUAAUCUUUGGAGAUACAUCCUAUAUUCCUUUCAGAGAUGCUGCCUAUGGAAGUUGCAGCUUCUACAUUACACUUCUUGACUGUUUCCAUGCCGUAAAGAAGGCAAUGCAGUAUGGCUUCUUUAAUUUCAACACAUUUAACCUUGAUGAAUAUGAACACUACGAAAAAGCAGAAAAUGGAGAUUUAAAUUGGAUAAUACCAGACCAGUUUCUUGCCUUCUGUGGACCCCAUUCAAGAUCCAGACUUGAAAGUGGUUACCACCAACAUUCUCCGGAGACUUAUAUUCCAUAUUUUAAGAGUAACAAUGUUACUACCAUUAUUCGUCUGAAUAAAAGGAUGUAUGAUGCUAAGCGCUUUACAGAUGCUGGUUUCGAUCACCAUGAUCUUUUCUUUGCGGAUGGUAGUGCCCCAACAGAAUCCAUUGUCAAAGAGUUCCUGGAUAUUUGUGAGAAUGCUGAAGGUGCCAUUGCAGUACAUUGUAAAGCUGGCCUUGGUCGGACUGGCACCCUGAUUGCCUGCUACAUCAUGAAGCACUACCGGAUGACGGCAGCCGAGAGCAUCGCCUGGGUCAGGAUCUGUAGGCCCGGCUCAGUGAUUGGGCCUCAGCAGCAGUUCCUGGUCAUGAAACAAGCGAGCCUCUGGCUGGAAGGUGACUAUUUUCGUCAAAAGCUAAGGGGGCAGGAGAACGGACCCCACAGAACCGCCUUCUCCAGACUCCUCUCAGGUGUUGAUGACAUUUCAAUAAAUGGGGUCGAAAAUGAAGACAGGCAGGAAUCCGAACCGUUCAGUGAUGACGACGAAGUCACUGGAGUCACGCAAGGUGAUAGACUUCGAGCCCUGAAAAGCAGAAGACAAUCAAAAACACACGCUAUCCCCCUCGCAGUAAUUCUUCAGUCCAGUGUUCAGAGCUGUAAAACAUCUGAACCUAACCUUUCUGGCAGUGCAGGCAUUACUAAAAGAACCACCAGAUCUGCUUCGAGGAAAAGCAGUUUUAAAAGCCUGGUUCCUCAGCGGGAAAGAAGGAAAAGGAGUGCUUUGCAGCAGAUGUCCUUGGUGGCAUUAUGUCCCUCCAUUUCAAGGACCAAAACAGUUUUGCGUUAAGUAAAAAGCCGUGACCUGAACUGAAGAAAUUCUAGGAACGGAAAACUGACAGGACUUAGCAGGUUAUUUAAAAGCAAAACAGAAAUUGCAAAAGCCUUAGUUGCUUCCACCUAAGAAAUGUAUUCACUGAAGAAGACAUCUGACAGAGUCUCGGUAACUCCCUGCGUCUGGGUGUGAAAGGAGACUUGAAGGCCCCAACUUGCCAUUUUUGCAGAGUCGUCUCAAGCUGAAUGAGGAAAUGAUGUUGUAAUGUAGUCUCAGGUGUAAAUACCACGGCCCUCUGCCAUCUGGAGAGCUGGUGUUUGGUGGCCCUUGUGUGUCCCCACGGUGGCAGUUGUGCUUGCUGCUGGCCUUCAGAAGAGCCAAGGAUCUGAUGGAGGUUUCCUGUGUAUUUAUUUUCUGUUCAUCCCGUGACCCUGUGUGGAGAUUUGUAAAGAUAAAGCAAGCUUUGCCGCAGUGAUACUUCCUGUCAUUGGAAGCUGUUCGGUUUCAUCUCCUUUUUGCUCUUUGCCAUACUUUUGUCAUGUUUACUCUGUGAAGUACCCAAGCUGCUUGUCUUCUACCAAAGAGUGCUUUAUGAACAUGAAUCUGUGAAGACCCCGCGGAAACAUUGCUGCAUGCUGUCACACCAAAUGGUACCGUGCUCACCUCAGACUUGCCAGAGAAUAUUCAUGGAAGCUUUAGAAGACGCCAGGGGAGAAACUGGUUUCAGAGUUGAAGAUUCUUGCCAAGUCCUUCCUUUCUCGUCACUUAGGGACUACAGCAUAGCGAGACCGAUUAUUGGGUGGCCGGUCACACAAUCAAGUCAGAUUUCCUUCCAUGCAUAUGGGGGAGGCGCCCACUGUUGGUUUUUACCCUUCAAAACUGCAGUCCCGAGUAAUGGUGGCUUUAAAAACAAAAUUGUUAACACUUGUUUCAGAAUCCUGCUCUGUAACACUGUGGAUUUUUGUUUUUCUUUUAUGAUCAGUCUAGGGCCAUUCAUAUGCUCUGAUUUCAGUAACAAUUACUUGCUUUUGGAUUUUGGUUUGUCCUAAGAGAACUCACCGUUGCCUUUGGUUAGGGAAUCCAACUAGUAACUCUGUAGUGUGCCUUCUCCCCUCCCCCCUCCUGAAGCACAGCAGGGCUGUGACAUAAGCAAUCACAAAAUAGUUUUAUCUGCUGCUCAAAACAAAAACCAGGGCCCAUAAUUAAAGACUGUUUUGCAGGUCCCUUGCUCCUGCUGUCCGGAGCCAUCCUGGGCAGGCACAUCCCACUUAUCAGGAGCCAGGUCUGGCUUGUACUUGUCGGGACUGGAGCGUGACAGAGGGCAGGGCCAUCCUGAGGCCGGAUGAAUGUAUCGGGGGCUGGGGUCCCGCUGACCAGGCUACCCUUCUUGUAGUUGGAACAGACUAAAGUCUGUUUACCCAAAAAGGAAUUGGAAGACAGUGGUUCCCCACUUCAGUGUUGUGCCCUUGGGGUGAAGUGUGACACUGAGUGGCUCUGAGGGGGCAGCUCUUCGCCCAGCAGGCCUAGUGAGUGGGAUCACACCAGCAUUUAAACCCUGGGGGCUGAAUCCCAGGACAGUGGUUUUCUGUCCCUGGAAAUGAAUAGGCAUAAGAGCGGGGCAGGAGGAGGAGCAUUCCACUGUGCUGGGACACAAAAUGUUCGCACUGUGCCCGGAUAUAAAACCCUGAUUCUCAGGGCAUCCUUUAGAGGCCUGCUGCUCAUUCCUCAUGCAGGUGGGCACACAGACCACACUGCCCUGGGGGCCAUGCAUGGCUUAGCUUUCUCUUAGGGCAGAGCGAGGAAGUGUGGCCCGCCUCGUCUGCUCCCUCCUGGGGAGCAGGCCGCGUGGGGUCUUGGCCAGGAGUGAAACCUUUGGGCCUCACUGCUCCUCACAGUGCUUUUUUGUUUUAUAAAUUGCCUUCUUGUGUUGGCUGCUCAAGUUUCCAGCUGGAAUUGUUACCACUGGGGCUCUUGUUAACAAUCUCUGUAUCUGAGGAGUUCGUUGGAGUUAGUCACAGGAAACCUGUAGUUGGGGGAAGACCGGUCCCUGGCAUAGGCAGAGGAGCGGGGCAGCGCUGCGGACAGGUUGUACCACGACAGUUAAACUUCCUCAGCACACCCUGAGGACCCUGGAGUCUUGGGCUGACGGAUGGGAAGCCCUUCCUGCUGUAAGAGUGAACUCGCCGCCAGCCGAAACCACAGACCGCUCCACGAGCUGGGCAUCUGACUCAGUCCUGUUACACAUGACGCUGUUGCCAUGGGGUAGGAAGCAGUGCCUGUCAGAUGGCAAGCUUCCUUUGAUUUAAGAGCCUUAAAUAGCAUUGAAAGUCUACCCAAACCACUUCCAAUGGAAUUAAAGUUAGAAAUGAAUAUUUAUAGGUGCCCUUGAAGCUUUCUGGGGAUUCAGAUCGUCAAGGGUCACAGAGAGUCCGAGGGAGGUGUGUCCACCUGUGAAAUGGGGCCCCUGGAAGGACAGAGGGCCCUCUGUCACCCUGACCACACUGCAGGGGGAGGAGUGGCGGCAGGGAGCGGAGCCUCCUGCAGAGAUGGCCUUACCCGUCCCAAUGGCUGCAUCCCAGCCGCACGCUGCUCUGCACUGCCCUGCCCCGAGUUUCCCAGAUCCAAACUUCAUGCCCUCAACCCAGCAACCCCCACUCCCCACCCAUCCCAGGAAUGGUGUCUGCUCUUGGUUGGGUCCAGACGAGCCUUAGCAGUGUCCCCUAGAGGCCACCGUGCUUGACCCGGUCUGAGGUUGUCUUGUGCCUUGUGCCGGCCAUCCUGGGACCUCCCCUUUGCUUGAAUCUCCAAUCUUGACAAAGGACCGAUGCGCCCUGGGUGGUGGUCUGCCCUCCUUCAUAUUUUUUUAUAAUUCUUACUGCACUUCAGAAAGGAGUGCUCAUCAACAACCACCUUACACCAUCUUUUAUUUUUUGAAUACUUCUCUUCCACUGACAUGCCCUGGUGAGGUUAGUUGCUGCUCUUCCUUUUCUCCUAAAUCUGAGUAUUUUCCAUGUCGAUGAGCGGAAAUACUAUAGAUGUACUUAAAAGACUGGACGAUUCACCUAUACUGUGUAGGAAAUUACCUCCUUAACCACCCAGUGGAACUAACUGUCCGCAGACUUGUUCAUGGGAUUAGAGUACUGCAGUUUUAUAUUAAUACUUUGCAGACUUUUAUCUAAUGUGCACUCAUGUACAGAUUAUUAAGAGUUUUAAAAUAACUGAGUAAUUAGUAUUUGAUCAAUCAUUGUCUUGAUUUUUUUAUUAAAUUGUAUAUUUCUAAUCCCUUUUUAAAGCUGAGAGAACUGGUUGAAUGUUUAUUUUCAUGAAGGUAUUUUUAAGAUAAAGCUUCAUAAUGGCCUGUAAACUUUGCGUAUAUAUGUAGUUUGAUACAUACUGUCGCAUUUGAAAAUCUUGUGUAUUGUAACUGGUUUUAUACAAAAUACUGAAUAGUGGCAGUUGUGUGAUUACAAUCGUAAUUAAAAGUAUUAACUAAGCAGA